Messenger RNA from Styela clava, 3116 nucleotides. RefSeq lists its product as uncharacterized. The record is from RefSeq and is a predicted model, not a curated record. NCBI's taxonomy places the organism in Eukaryota, Metazoa, Chordata, Ascidiacea, Stolidobranchia, Styelidae.
CUCAUAGAUGUGAAAAAGACUGGAUAGUUUUUGAGUAAAUUUUGAAAUGUAGGGCUUUGCCGUGUGUAAUGUAUGAGAAACUCACUAGUAGGCUUAAAAAAGGUUAUAAGGUCAUAAAAAAUUCGUCAAAGUCGUUACGGAGAUAUUCAAGCCGUAAUGCGUCUUCUUCGCAAUCGGAUAAGCUUGGUUCGCAAACCUCUACUGCCAAAAGUGUUGAGGAUGCCAAAGAUCCAUGCCAUUCGAAACUAACUGAGGUGUUGAAGGAAAGAGAUGGAUGGGAGGCCAUAUUUGAAAAUGAUCGCUACAAAAAUUGGCUUAAAGUUGGAAUAGCACUCAGAUGUACCUGCGAUGCAGUGGCGUCGCUAGUGGAUAAACUCCUUAUAGAAUUUCAUCUAGAACUAAGAGAUAAGUACACGAACAAUGCCCGGAUUGGAUGGCAACGAGAAUUUAUCAGAGAAGUAUCGAAACUACACAGAGAAUCGAUUAAACCAGGUGAAGUUUGGAGGCGCAGCGAUGUCAACAAAUGGCUUUCUGUUGACUACGGACCUUGGGAAAUCGCCAAGGUGUUUAUGCCAAAAGGAAGUCGCGGGUCUUCCAAUAUUUUCACUGCUAAAGAUUUUGAUGCCACCGGACUAAUGAAUUUUAUGACACAGUUUCGUCCGUUUGAGAAUUACGUCACUGAUCUGGGUCAGGUGCAUCGUGUGAGACAGAUCAGGAAUAAGACAAUGCACAGUCCUCGACUGGAGUUUACGGUUGAAGAAUUAAACUUUUGUUUUGAUGAAAUACAAGUAUUUUUAAAUGAUGAAGUUCUUCAAAGUCAUUUUACAUCAGAUCGAGAAUAUAAUCAAACUGUGGAAAAUAUCGAGAAGAUCAAACUAUGCAAUUUUAAUGUGGUGACAACAAUCAAAUCGAGCUUUGAUGUGUUGGAAGAUCGCCUUGAUUCCGAAAAAAGUGACGAAGCACCUUACCCUGCGGCGAUGUCGUCAAAUAGAGAGUUGUUAAGAAGUCUUCGUCGAGUAUUUGCUUCAGGAGAAGUGAAAUUUACAUUAAACACAAAAUCAGUGGAAGAAAAAUUGAACGAAUUGGAAAUUCUGUUAUCAGAACAACAAAGCUUAGCAGAAGAAAAAAUAACGUUAUUGUUUAGCAAGGCCAAUUAUUUGCGACAUCAACUCGAUCGCGUGAGUGACCUUUUUGUGUCGAAUGGAAGACUCGAUGAGCCUCAACAAAAUGAAAAAUACGAAAAACCUACUUGUUUCAAUUCCUUGAUGUUGUCAGAUCAGGAAAACAAGAGAAAAAAGAACAAGAAACGAAAUAGGAAGAACAAAAGAAAGUCAGCUGAAUACAAUAAGUUAGCACAGAAAAAAAGUAGCCAUUUUUCUCUCAAGGUCAAGAAAAGUCGAUUAUACGUAUCAAACAAGAAACAGAAAUCGUCUCGGCCUUAUUCAGUUCCAAACCUAAAAUCUAUGCCAAUUUCAAAUUACAUUGGAACCUCCGCAUCCAACAGCAAGUUUUUGCUUCCUCAGAAAACUUCAACAAUUGGAGCAGUGCGUUACAAAUCCACUGAAACUACAGACGACACAUUUGGGUCGGCAGACACGACUGCAAAGGCUGAAACUUUGGAAAAAGCAAAACAGCAACAUGUCGAGGAAAAUAAUAAGAGCCACGAAGCUGGAUCGGACAUACCAGGACCAUCUGGUUUGCAAGAUAGUGAGACUGCUGGAAGUACAUUGGGAAAACGAAAGAGUUCCACAAGUUGCUUAAUUCCGUCUGAGUCAGUUAAAAAGAAGUUAAUGAUUCCGUUCAAUCCAAUUUUUGGAAAGAAAAAAGAACACAAUAAAAACAAUGGCCGUUCUAUUGAUACAAAACAAGCUAAUUGUCCGGGUGAGGGAAAUGGCACUACUGGAGUAGGUGGCGGUGGGGGAUCAAAAGCAGGUCAUUUUCAGAAAAUAUUGAAGAACCUUCUAAUUGACCAGUCAGCACAGGGGUCUCCGGUUUACGAAGAUCGGAGAGAUGGUGAAUAUUUCAACAGUACUGUCAAAUUUCAAACUAAGUUUGUCGUCAAAUCGAAAGUACCAAAUUCUAGUCCGGAGGAAGCUGAAAUUGAAGCUGCAGUUCAGGCAUUGAAGAAAUUUGGCCUUGAAGUCGGUGAUAGAAAAAAUGCAAAAGCUGUUUUAAAUCAAUUUUGCGAAGCGGCGGUUGGUACACGACCAAAUUAUCAUACGUUCCUCGGUUCUUCCAAACUUCAUAUCGGAGUUGCGCAAAUACAUUCAUUGUUUGCAAGUUGGAGCACAGGCGUUGACUCGGAAUCAGAUUUUCAUUUUUUCAAGAGGCAUAAGUUUACGGACGACAUACUACUACAGGUGAAAACAAUCGAUUCUGUAUCAAAAGAACGAGAGAAUGCGGAACAAAGUUGUGCCAGAAUUGCCUUACAAGAAGCAAACAUUGACGAAUCAAAAAUAUUGAAUUUUAAAAAGGCUGCAAAUGAACUGUGUCUAAGGGACGGUGGAACUCUUCCAAUAUAUGAAACAGCCCGAGUAUCAAAAAGAAAGGAAUCGCAAAUGGCCACUACUAUGACGUCAUUUGCCCGUGAAAAAUUGACUUCGUCGGAUUCGUCAUCUGAGAAAUCUUCUACAGAUUUCGACAUCAUGCCAGAAAGUUUCUUGUCUGAUGAUGUUUUGUUGGCGACAUCAGAACAGCCAUCUUACACACAAGAUCAAGCAGAGGAAGCUGCGGCAAAGUGUCUUCUUGAAAAAAUGGGCGUUGUCGUCUCACCAGCAACUGCGGAUGUUCGACCAUACACGCACGUUCUGAGGGAAAAUGCCGUACAGUGGGGAUAUCAUCCACCGCAAUAUCACACUUUUGAGGUGAAGCCACAAAUUGACCUUGGUCAAGUAUAUUUUGCAGUGGUCAGUAGUAGAGCGUUACACAAGUUUAUGGAAUCAAUGAGUGCCGAAAGUGAUUCAGGAAUGACCACAAUGCUGGAUGCGAGAGAAAGCGCUGCGAGAAAAGCUUUACUAAUGCUAGGUUAUCCACAGAUAUUUCAAAAAGUUUAAUUUAAUUACUACAAGUCAGUUUUUAAAGCUACAAAUUGUUUCUAAAAUAAAGCAUAUAAUUAA